AUGGCGCUAGAAGGCUCAUUCCUUUAUACUUCGAGGCGUUCAUAUCUGGCAGUUGUUACCAUUGAUUUUGGAACAACCUAUGGUGGAUUUGCUUUUUCAUUCAUCAAAGAUGAGGGAAAGGACGCUAUCUUCAUGAACAGAGACUGGGCGAAUGAACAAGCCGCUCAAACAAGCAAAAACCCAACAUGCUUGCUACUCGAAACAGAUCUGUCAUUUGACUUAUUUGGUUAUGAAGCGAUGGAAACUCUUGACAGUAAGACUCUAAUAGAAGCAGCCAACGGACAACCUGUCAAGGCCAAGACAGUGAUCGCCAAGUCCAUUGAGUUUCUCAAAGACGAAGCCAUCAAAGUAAUCUGUCAGCGGACAGGAGAUGAUCAUUUCAGUCCAGACGAUGUCAAAUGGGUUCUAACUGUUCCGGCAAUAUGGAAUCCGAGUGCAAAGCAGUUUAUGAGAGAAGCAGCUUAUCAUGUCUCAUCCAGUUCGAAAUGA
Messenger RNA from Pocillopora damicornis (cauliflower coral), 489 nucleotides. RefSeq names its product heat shock 70 kDa protein 12A-like. Gene Ontology annotation, molecular function: ATP-dependent protein folding chaperone; ATP binding. The record is from RefSeq and is a predicted model, not a curated record. NCBI's taxonomy places the organism in Eukaryota, Metazoa, Cnidaria, Anthozoa, Scleractinia, Pocilloporidae.